AUGGGCUGUGUUUCUGCGUUGUUCUCAGUGUCCUACUAUACAGCCAGGAAUACAGGUUGCAUACAGCAGUGCUCUCUGGAUUAGCUCCUGCAGAACUCCAGGUACCACGGAGGGAAUGUGGUGUGUCCUGAGAUAUCCCUGUCUGUUUCUGAUGCCUUGCUUUUUGAUCCUUCUUUGUCCUCAGCUUAAGGAAUAUUUUCUUAUACCGAUGUACAGCACUCUGUGUUGAAACCCUGUAAUGAGCACCUGUUAUACUGUGGGGUUUUUACAGCCUGCAUGAGAAGACACAGAAAAAACAAGUGUGAAGAGAGUUGUGUGGACCUCGCAGUAGAGUUUGGGUUAGCAAACUUAUGGAUACUCUGCUCUGUUCAUUCUUUGGACUGUCCUAGAAGUAAUGUAUUUGUGAGUUUGCAAUUUCUAAUGUGCUUAGAGAAACUGAGUUUUUUCUCUUCACCCUCCUCCAUGUCCUGAGAAAGUUUUUGUCAUUUUUGUGAGUAAAAAUCUGGGAGGCAGAUUUUUUUGGGAGUUGUUGAGGGAGAGGUGAGCAAGGCUGUCAGGACAGAAACAUGAGUGAUGCAUAGGCUUCUCUUGGCUGAGCUAUAGAACAGUGGCUUGGGCCCAGCUGCAUCUGAGAGCAGGUGUACUGCUCUGGUGCAAGGGUUGCACACAACUGAAACGUGUCAGUGACCAUUUAGAUUUUGUAUCUAAAAGGUUCCUAAAAUAACAACGCUUCUUUUAAGAUAGGUACUAAGAUAAAAUCCAGCCACCAGAAGCAGCAAACAGCUCCUGGGAGUCUCAGAAUGGAAGAACUCUCAUUAGCCUACUUGGAGCAAGGGGGUGUGUGCAUUAGCAUGCCUUGUAAUUUCAUGGCUGCUCUUCCUGGAAGGAAGUGGUGGUUGUGUUUCAUGGAGCAGAAGUGUAAGAUGAAAUACUGCACUCUGCCGAUAAGGCUGAAUGACCUGAGACAUAUCCACAGGGAAUAUGAGGAUGGGAGGAGGGGACAGCAGUUUCUGAUGAAUCUUAUUGCCACCCUGAACUGACUUUGCUUUGAAGUGUGGUCUUUGUUUUCAGCACAGUACUGAGCAGAGACUUGUUAAGUAGCAUGCAAAAAAUAAAAUUAGGGUUCCCACGAGCAUUCAGAUAAGCAAGAGACUUCCACCUCACUGUGGCUGUCUUGAAUUUAUUAAAAAUCCAGUAUGACAACCUUACUACCUUGUGCUGUUCUCCACAGCUCACCAGUUCUGUUGCAAAUGCUUUCCUAAAAUAAUUAGGGGAGCAGAAAGUGGAAGUCCCUGAAUAAAUGCUGUGAUAAAAUGCAAGUGUGUUUAAUAAUGAUCUAUUUGCUCUUUCCUUUAGGUACAAUGGCUACAGUAGCCCAGAAGCACUUUUUGGAGGGGCAGACAUACUCAGUCCCCCUAAUCCAACCGGACUUACGCAGGGAGGAGGCUGUUCAGCAGGUGGCAGAUGCACUUCAGUACCUGCAAAAGGUGUCUGGUGAUAUAUUCAACAGGAUCUCUCAGCGGGUGGAGGCCAGCCGGGCACAGCUUCAGGCAAUUGGUGAGAGAGUCACACUCGCCCAAGCGAAGAUUGAGAAGAUAAAGGGCAGCAAGAAGGCUAUUAAGGUAUUUUCCAGUGCCAAGUACCCAGCCCCUGAACGGCUGCAGGAGUACAGCUCAAUUUUUGCUGGUGCAGAAGACCCAGCUAAACAGAAAGGGCCAAGACACAAGAUUCAGAGCAAACAUCGAAUGCUGGAUGAGAAGGCUCUGCAGGAAAAGCUCAAGUAUUUCCCCGUGUGCAUGAGCACCAAAAUUCACCAGGAGGAUGAUGCAGAAGAAGGCCUUGGCAGCCUUCCCAGGAACAUCAGCUCCCUCAGCUCCCUGCUACUCUUCAAUACCACCGAGAACCUGUACAAGAAGUAUGUUUUCCUGGAUCCUCUGGCUGGAGCAGUGACCAAGACCCAUGUGGCUCUGGAAACAGAGACAGAAGAGAAGCUCUUUGAUGCUCCUCUCUCCAUCACCAAAAGGGGACAGCUGGACCGACAGGUAGCUGAAAAUUACUUCUACGUGCCAGAUCUGGGCCAGGUCCCUGAGAUUGAUGUGCCAUCCUACCUGCCAGACCUGCCUGGCAUCGCUGCUGAUCUCAUGUACAGCGCUGACCUGGGCCCCGGCAUCGCACCGUCUGCCCCCAGCAGUGCUAUUCCAGAGCUGCCCACCUUCAACACUGAGUUGGCGGAGCCUUUGCAACCAGAUCUUCAAGAUGCUGAACUAUUGCCACCUCCUCCCCCUCCGCCCCCACCACCGCCUCCUGUUGUGCCAACCACUGUGCCUCCGCCGCCGCCCCUGCCCCAGCCCACGGCCCCCUCGGAGCCGGCACGGACAGUGAGUGAGGAGAGCAGCAACACAGUGCCUGCAGCUUCUGUCCAGGGAGCCCCAAAGGAGGUGGUGAACCCCUCUACUGGGCGUGCCAGUCUCCUGGAGUCCAUCCGCCAGGCCGGUGGCAUUGGGAAGGCCAACCUCCGCAGUGUCAAGGAGAGGAAGCUGGAGAAAAAGAAACAGAAGGAACAGGAACAAGUGAGAGCUACAGGACAAGGUGGAGAUUUGAUGUCAGACCUCUUCAACAAACUGGUGCUGAGGCGCAAAGGUAUUUCAGGGAAAGGGCCAGGAGCCUCUGGGAAUGCCGAUGCUCCAGGCAGUCCUGCUGGUGCCUUUGCUCGCAUGUCGGACUCAAUACCACCCCUCCCACCCCCACAGCAGCCUGUGGGUGAGGACGAUGAGGAUGACUGGGAGUCAUAGAUGGGGUCAGUUGAGCAUUAGUGUCAAUCUGCUGCUGUCUGAAAAAUUUCAAUAAAGUUGAAGGAAGCAGGUCCUUCCGCCUUCA
Molecule: messenger RNA, 2877 nt
Organism: Empidonax traillii (willow flycatcher)
Lineage: Eukaryota; Metazoa; Chordata; Aves; Passeriformes; Tyrannidae
Gene: WASHC1
Product: WASH complex subunit 1
Exons: 10
Coding region: 1314-2792 (492 amino acids)
Biological process (GO): endocytic recycling; Arp2/3 complex-mediated actin nucleation; retrograde transport, endosome to Golgi
Cellular component (GO): WASH complex; early endosome; recycling endosome
Molecular function (GO): gamma-tubulin binding; alpha-tubulin binding; actin binding
Source: RefSeq, a predicted model, not a curated record